Molecule: messenger RNA, 1776 nt
Organism: Aedes albopictus (Asian tiger mosquito)
Lineage: Eukaryota; Metazoa; Arthropoda; Insecta; Diptera; Culicidae
Product: speckle-type POZ protein-like
Exons: 1
Coding region: 92-1009 (305 amino acids)
Biological process (GO): proteasome-mediated ubiquitin-dependent protein catabolic process; regulation of proteolysis
Cellular component (GO): nucleus; cytoplasm
Molecular function (GO): ubiquitin protein ligase binding
Source: RefSeq, a predicted model, not a curated record
UGCCUCUCAUAUUGUCACGUGGACAUUUGAGUUUGAUACGAAACGUUAUACAGCGUAUAAAGAAUGGGCUGUAGAGUCCGACGACUUCUGGAUGUUAGGUAAUUCGUGGAAACUAUGCCUCCAUUUAUGGAUUGACCACACUGGAUUCAGGAGGUACGUCGACGCUUUCUUGAGAGUUUCUGAUUUCAAAGAUCAGGCUAAACUAAAUUCAAAUCAUCUCAGAUACUUCAUAUAUGCAUUGGGGAAUGCCAAUCGAAAAGUUUAUUCUUGGGCCAGUGUGGCCCUAAAGUAUUCGCCAGGAGGGUGGCGCGGACAUAGAGACGGAAGCGUUGAGCCAUACUCAUUUCUCAAAAACGAAGAAGUAUUCCCUGGAGGCAUACUGACAUUACGUUGUGAAAUAAUUUCCGGAGAAAAUGAAUAUAACGCUCUACCGGAAUAUCAGCUUCAUAACCAGUUGAGAAUGCUGACUGACGAAAAAUAUACGGAUGUCACCGUGGUGGUUGGAGAAAGACAAAUCAGAGCCCACAAAGUCAUGUUGGCUGCCCACAGCCCCGUAUUCGAAGCGAUGUUUAGAGCAGACAUGCAGGAAAGCAGCCAAAAUGUGAUUAAAAUUGAUGAUUUUGACUUCGAAGUAGUGAGGGAAAUGCUGAUCUAUAUAUAUUCGUAUUCUUCGCCGAACAUUGAAAACCUGGCCGGUAGCCUCCUAAGAGCAGCGGACAAAUACGACUUGGGCAGACUGAAAGCACUCUGUGAGCAGACGCUCAGUGCCAAAGUGACGGUGGAUACCGCGGUGGAAUAUCAAGCCCUUGCCGCGCUUUGUAGUGCAGCUUCGUUGCAACGGAGUGUCGCAAAAUUCAUCGCAGACAAUAUAGCGGAGGUACUAAAAACAGAUGAAUGGAAACUUAUGGUACAAGGGCAUUCCCUCAGUUACGUUUUGCAGAAGAAUAAACAAAAUGUUGAGCACAAUGAUGAAGAGUACCACCUAUCAAAUAAGUUGAAGCCAGCCUAGAACGGAUCUACGGCAAUUUUCCAUCUGCAACAGACUUGUCUCAUUAGAACGUGAAAUUUUAGCUAGGGUAGUUGUCCCGAUCAUUGUGGUAUCAGGCACAGUGUUUCUAACGCCACAUACCAUACCAUAUUUCUGUAGCUUAAAAUAAGCUGGUAAUGAGAAGCUAGUGUUGGAAAAGCCACAGCAUACAACUUUUCACUGAUUCGUUUCCAGACUAUACAAUAUACAGCCACCAUUUUGAUUAAAGUUUCAAGAAGCUUUAAGAUCCUGACAUAUUUAAUAUAUAACGGUAUUCAACACAAACAAAACAAACAAUAGCGAGUAUUUUGUCUUACAGAAAAUCAAAGUCCUGAACAAUGUAUCAAGGUAAACAUAUGAACAAAAUAAUUAAUCAAUUCUUCUAUUCAAUGGAAUAAGUUUAAAUAAAACUACUGGUACAGAUUUGAAUAUUUCAAACUAUGUUUUUUAAUUCCCUAAAAUAAUAUCCGAUAGCUUUUGCGUAUACCUAGCGACCGGCGAAAGGGGUGGUUACAUAUUCUAGUGCGAAUAACUAGGGGAACCGUACGUUUGUAUCGCCGAAAUCCAUCUUGCGGAAUUCAUUUUUACUGUGUUACAUUUCGCGGAAUGACACUUGAUGGAAUGAACCAAGUCGCGCAAUGCACCGGUUCGCAGAAAAUCGUUAAAUAAGAGAGACAAAUAUUACUGAUCGACAGAUAAUAUCUAUUAGGUUAUAAAUUAAAAUUUAAAUCAACAAAUAAAAAAUUAAA